UCGCGCGAGGCGGCGGGGCGGGCGCGCGCAGGCGCGGGGCGGGGCGGGCGCGCGGCGCUGAUGCAAGAGCCGAGCACGGACUGACCCCGCGGCACCGAGCGACCCUGACCGCGGCCCGCGGCCCCGCCGCAGACAUGUCCGGCGACGAGAUGAUUUUCGAUCCUACUAUGAGCAAGAAGAAGAAGAAAAAGAAGAAGCCCUUCAUGCUGGAUGAGGAAGGAGGAGGAGGAGACCCACAAGCAGAAGAGACUCAGCAAUCAGAAACAAAGGAAGUUGAACCAGAGCCAACAGAAGACAAAGAUGUUGAAGCAGAUGAAGAAGACAGCAGGAAGAAAGAUACAACAGAUGACUUGGAUGACUUAAACUUCUUCAAUCAAAAGAAAAAGAAGAAAAAAACAAAAAAGAUAUUUGAUAUAGAUGAAGCAGAAGAAGGUGUAAAGGAAUUGAAAAUUGAAGGGGAUGUGCCAGAGACAGUGGAACCUGAAGAUGACCUUGAUAUUAUGCUGGGCAAUAAAAAGAAGAAAAAGAAGAACGUGAAGUUUCCAGAUGAAGAUGAGAUAAUGGAGAAGGAUGAAGCAUUUGAAGAUGAAGAUAGCAAAAAAGAUGAUGGAAUUUCUUUUAGUCUUCAGUCAGGACCUGCGUGGGCAGGCUCAGAAAGGGACUACACAUAUGAUGAGCUGCUCAAUAGAGUUUUUAACAUCAUGAGGGAGAAGAACCCGGACAUGGUGGCUGGAGAGAAGCGGAAAUUUGUCAUGAAGCCCCCGCAGGUUGUCAGAGUAGGGACCAAGAAAACAUCUUUUGUCAACUUCACAGAUAUCUGCAAAUUAUUACAUCGUCAGCCAAAACAUCUCCUGGCGUUUUUGUUGGCAGAAUUGGGUACAAGUGGUUCAAUAGAUGGUAACAACCAACUGGUAAUCAAAGGAAGAUUCCAGCAAAAACAGAUAGAAAAUGUCUUGAGAAGAUAUAUCAAGGAGUACGUGACGUGCCACACGUGCCGCUCCCCCGACACCAUCCUGCAGAAGGACACGCGCCUCUACUUCCUGCAGUGCGAGACCUGCCACUCGCGCUGCUCCGUGGCCAGCAUCAAAACCGGCUUCCAGGCCGUCACUGGCAAGAGAGCCCAGCUCCGUGCCAAGGCCAACUAGGCUGCACCUGCAGCUCUCCUGGGGACAUGGGACUGGACAGCUUUGCAAUCCCAGCCGGUUGUACCGUUGUAUUAAAGCCAGGUUGUAAAAACCACAAGAGAUUUGGCUUCUUGAUUGAUUGGUCUGUGAAAUCCUUGCAAGAUGCAGAUCCUCAAGCUGUUCACGUGCAUUUGCUCAUUGAAUAUAUUUUACCAACUGUAAGGAGCGUGGUGGGAAAGGAGGUGCUUUUUAAUCCGUUCAGACUUCUGUAAAACACGAGAUAAAUUAAAGAUACUAUAACAGUGA
Messenger RNA from Oenanthe melanoleuca, 1430 nucleotides. RefSeq names its product eukaryotic translation initiation factor 2 subunit beta (gene EIF2S2). Bases 135 to 1145 code for a protein of 336 amino acids. Gene Ontology annotation, biological process: formation of translation preinitiation complex; formation of cytoplasmic translation initiation complex; translational initiation. The record is from RefSeq and is a predicted model, not a curated record. Gene Ontology annotation, molecular function: mRNA binding; translation initiation factor activity; translation initiation factor binding. Lineage: Eukaryota; Metazoa; Chordata; Aves; Passeriformes; Muscicapidae. The transcript is spliced from 9 exons. Gene Ontology annotation, cellular component: eukaryotic translation initiation factor 2 complex.